AAGAAUCAGCCGGAAGGAAGUCCUUAGAAAGAUGAGAAUGCAACGGUGAUCUUCGUGUUCGUUUCGCCGAUCAGUUCUCUUUUGUUUAAGGGAAUCUGUCGAACAAGAAACUGACUUUGUUUAGGAGUUGAUCAAUACUUCGUUUGGAUUCCGUAACUAGGCAUUUUGCCCGGUUAAUAUACAGGAGUCCUUAAUGUCCUCAUCUUAAAAAUGGAAUCAGUUUAUAAUGUUCAUGCUGCAGUGAUGUUUUAAACUAGUCACAAUCAAGCAAGUCUUCAUUGAAGCUACAAACACUGCUAAUGGAGGGAGAAAAAAACAAGGAGAAAAUAUCCCUUCAGGAUAUCAGAACGUAUGAUGACCAGCUCUUUAGCACUGGUGAAACAGAACAUUUUGAUGAAGAUUCAGGCCGUAGAUGCAACUGCUCACCAUUUUCAAAACGUUACAUAAUAUCCAUUUUAGCCUUACUUGGGUUUUGCAAUGUUUACGCUCUACGAGUCAACCUCAGUGUGGCUUUAGUUGCCAUGGUAGCAAAGAGUUCGACUUUAGAUAAAGAAGGCAAAAUGGUUGAGGAACCAGCAGAAUUUAACUGGAGUUCUCAAACCCAAGGAAUUGUGCUGAGUUCAUUCUUUUAUGGAUAUAUAAUAACACAGCUGCCAGGAGGGUGUUUAGCUCUUAAGUUCGGGGGUAAAAACUUGUUUGGUCUCGGAAUUCUGUCUACUGCUGUCUUGACACUGCUUACACCUGUGGCUGCCAGGACAAGUGUUGCCUUGCUAGUGGCUUUGAGAAUUCUCAUUGGCUUGUGUGAGGGUGUGGUUUUCCCUGCAAAUCAUGCUGUUUGGACAAAAUGGGCACCGCCUCUGGAGAGAAGCAAACUCACUACUAUUGCUGUAUCAGGAGCUCACAUUGGCACAGUGAUUGCUAUGCCGCUGUCAGGUGUUUUAGCAGAACAUCUUGGGUGGCCAUCAGUCUUCUAUGUGUUUGGUUCCAUGGGUGUAGCAUGGGCCAUCGUGUGGUUUCUAGUUGUAAAAAAUUCACCAGCUGAAGACCCAAAUAUUUCUGAAGAAGAACGACUAUUCAUUGAAAAUUCUCUUGCAAAUGAUGUCCAGAAAAAGGAUGUGAAAGUUCCAUGGAAAGCUAUAUUUACCUCCUUGCCUGUAUGGGCGAUAGUCGUGGCUCAUUUCAGUGAGAACUGGGGAUUCUACACUCUGUUGACAGAGUUGCCAAGUUUCCUUAAACAUAGACUUCACUUUGACCUGAGCAAGGCUGGCUUUGUAUCAGCUCUUCCCUAUCUAGUCAUGGCAAUUACAAUACAAGCAGGUGGACAUAUAGCAGAUUGUUUGAGAAGGAAACAAAUCUUGAGCACAACUGUGGUGCGAAAAUUGUUUAACUCGUUUGGUUUUGUUUGUCAAGGUAUUUGUAUAGUCAUAGCUGGCUACACAAAUAACUGGGUAGUAGCUGUUGUGUGUCUGACGCUAGCUGUUGGCGGAGGAGGACUUGCGUUCAGCGGCUUCUUUGUCAAUCAUCUGGACAUUGCUGCGCCUUUCUCUGGUAUUCUUAUGGGCUUCAGUAACAUGGUAGCCACAUUGCCGGGCAUCGCAAGCCCCUUGUUAACUGGAGCUAUCGUACAGCAUCAGUCGAGUGCUUCAGAGUGGAGAGUGGUUUUUUACAUUGGAGGAUUGAUCUACAUCGUUGGAGCCAUAUUCUACUGUGUUUUUGCUUCUGGCAACAAGCAAACCUGGGUGGCUGGCUACUCCGAGCUGACAGAAACUGAUGACGAUGACGACGAAGUAGAUAGUUAGUGACUGGCAAGAGUUCAUCCGCCAGCUAACGCCCCUUCCAAAUUACGCCGGAGAAUUUGAAAACGCAGCUUUAUUUCUACAGUUAGGCGUGGUGUGGACGGAAAACAUUUAAUGCGUUUUCAGAGUGAAACCUCUGUUUUCAAAUUCCUCCGGUGCAGUGUGGACUAUCAAAUAUUUUAAUUUGCGUGCUCUAUUCAUGUCACGUGGCACUGUCAAAAUUAGGGGAUAUCCGCGGAUAUUCCGCAAUCGAUUUGCCCAGAUUUUGAAUUCGUUUGACCAGUUUUCCUCCCAAAUAGAUAAUUAUUUUGAUGAAGGUAUUGAUAUU
Messenger RNA from Orbicella faveolata, 2124 nucleotides. RefSeq names its product vesicular glutamate transporter 2-like. Gene Ontology annotation, cellular component: membrane. The record is from RefSeq and is a predicted model, not a curated record. Lineage: Eukaryota; Metazoa; Cnidaria; Anthozoa; Scleractinia; Merulinidae. Gene Ontology annotation, molecular function: transmembrane transporter activity. Gene Ontology annotation, biological process: monoatomic anion transport; transmembrane transport.